This is a messenger RNA of Pelagomonas calceolata, 866 nucleotides long. Lineage: Eukaryota; Pelagophyceae; Pelagomonadales; Pelagomonadaceae. The record is from the annotation of a GenBank genome assembly.
AUGCGCCGCGACCUGGAGGGCUCCGUGGACGGCACCUUUGAAGUGAGCUGCGUCGUGCCCUUGCAAGCGAGCGCCAGCGCGCUCCACGCCGCCGCCGACCGCUGCGACCUCGACGGCGUCGAGUGGGCGCUCGCGGCGGGCGCCGACCCGUCGACGCGCGAGGCAGAGCACGGUCUGACGCCCCUCUGUUUGGCCUGCGGCGGCGCGUCGGCCAACUGCGGCGCGUCCGAGGCCUCGACGUGCUCGUCGCUGGAAGGCGACGAGCGCCUGGCGUGCGUCAUCGCCUUACUCCGGGCCGGUGCACGUCCAGACAGAGCGACCUGGGACGGCUUCGCUCCGUUACAUUACGCGGCGUCGAAGGACGCUGGGAUUUGUGACCAAUUACGUAUUAUCGACGAAUUGUUGGACGCCGGCCCGGACGUGUGCCAGCGCAACGACGCCGGCUGGGCCCCGGUGCACUACGCCGCGGAAGCCGGGAACCUGGAGCUCGUCCGGCGCUUUUUGAGGGCCGGCGCCGAUGUUAAGUCCAGGAACCCCGCGGGGUUCCUGACCGAGUGUCAUAGGAGGGCCUGGCCCGCGGUCCUCAAGGCGGGCUACCCCAUUCCAAGAUUGCGCCACCCCGGCACUUCCCCAACACACUUCUCCUGGGAUUUGGUGCAUUACCUGCGCCGGACGAAGCCCGACACGUUUUUGUACUUGGAACGAGUUGGGAGCCACGAGUCGUUCGCGAAGUACGAGGCGGCCCAUCUGACCAAGUUCGUGAAGUUUCUGAAGUUCCUGCCCGUGCCCGAGGCUUUGCUACCGACCGUCGCGGCGUUCUACGCCCACGCUGGCUCCUACUGACUAAACCCCCUGCGCGCCGGCCG